AUGUAUGCAGGAUCUACAGAUUACACUGACAGGUUAACUCCCCCACGAGGAGUUGCAGGGCAUCUUCCCAAAAUCUCCCAGGAGUUACGUGUGGAUAUAGACGUGUGUUUAAUAGCAAAAAGCAGCAUUGAUGAUUGGACUAAAACCCAGUGGAGAGAGAUUAAUGUGGAACAGAUGGAUGAGCAGCUCAGAAGGUUUGCCAAGGCAGGUCAGGCUUUUAAUAGCAGAAGACCUUCUCAGGCCUUCUGGGACUCCAGUUUUGUAAAGGGAGAAGAUGAAGUCCAAAGUGUAGCUGUCGAUGCUGUGCAUGACUUGAGUACUGAGAAGAAGCUGUGUCAGGUUGUCCCUGAGCUGGUCUCUGAAAUGAUGUUAACUGCUGAAGGGUUUAUUGACACCUGUCUGUUAGCCAGGAAGUUCAUCACCUCGUAAUCCCUCUGCAGGGAGCUGCUCCCUGAACAGCUGAAGAGCUGUUAUCACUGGGAACUUCAUACUAUCAAUUCAGUUUUGGUAAUUGCAGGGUCCCUGAAACAAGGAGACAAGAACAGACCUGAAGAUUGGGUAAAAUAUGUUUCUGAGUUCAAUUUGCAUAAAAUAGUGACAGAUGAUAUCCCAAUUUUCACAAGCCUGAUCAGUGACCUGUUUCCAGCUCUGGAUGUUCUGAGGACGAGGAACCUACAGUUUGAGCAGAUGGUUAAACAAUCUACCCUGGAGCUGUACUUGCAGCCAGAAGAGAACUUUAUUCUCAAAGAUGCUCAGCUAGAGGAGCAGCCAGCAGUGUGUCCCUCAGUGUUUGUGGUUGGAAUUGCAGGGAACGGAAAGGGCAAGGUAGAUCUUGCCAGUUUGUACAUCAAGACAGGUGCCAAGAACAUGCCCACAGUGUUUUUGCUGACAGAUGCCCAAGUUCCAGAUGAAUGCUUUCUUGUGUUGAUUAAUUACUUGUUGGCAUCAGUUUGUCCUGUGUUCCUGUCCCAUCAGUGCCAUGCUGUGAGCACGAGCUGGGAACUUCCUGGCGCAGUAAACUCCCGUGCUAGUGACCAGCUUCAUGAGUGGCCAUGGGAAGCCUUUCCCUCCAGCGGCAGGAGGUUCACUGAGGAACCUGAGGGGGUUGAGCCACUCAUGCAGGACUCCAUGGUUUAUGCUGAUUUCAUGGCUUCUGCCCACACCAGCGUGAGUGUCCUGAGUGCCAAGUACAAUCAUAACAAGAGGCAGUACAAUUACACCACUCCAAAUAGUUUUCUGGAGCAAAUAAUGCUUUAUAAUAUCCUCCUAGACAAAAAAAGCAAGAGGCUGUCAUGACACAUGGAGCACUUGGUAAAUGGCGUGCAGAAGCUCUCUUCAGAAAUGAGGAAGGUAGAAGAUCUAAAAUCCAAACUUGCUACUCAGGAGGAAGCACUGCAACUGAGAAAUCGAGAUACUGAAGCUUUGAUUGCCAUGAUAGGGUUUCAGACUGAGAAACUGAGCCAAGAAAAGGCCAUUGCAGAUGCAGACGAGCUAAAGUAUGCAUUUAAUGGAGCAACUGCAGCACAAAGCACUCUUGAUACAAAGAUGUCUUAUGGUAUCUUGGGAGAUGUCCAAAAACCUGUUGGAGACAGUCCAUUGAAAACCUCAAAGCACAGAAGAAAAUUUUUAUGUGGUAACAUCUUAUUGACAGCAGCAUUUGUGUCUUGCUUUGGAUCCUUCAUAAAACAAUAUCACCAGGAGGCAAAGGGACUUUUCUGGAUUCCUUCUCUAAAGGUACAAAAAGUGGUAUUGGCUCCUUUUCCUGUGGCGGAGGGCCUGGACCCAAUUGCCACGUUGACAGAUGAUGCUCCGGCUGUGGCGUCGAGUAACGAGGGUGAUAGGCUGUCAGCAGAAAAUGCCACUAUUCUAACAAACUGUGAGUGCUGACCUCUGAUGAUAGAUCCCCAGCAACAGGGAAUUAAAUGGAUAAAGAAUAAAUAUGGAGCUGACCUUAAAGUGGUACAUCUAGGACAGAAAGGACACGUGCUCACCAUUGAAAGAGCUUUAGCUUUUGAUGAGACCGUAUUAAUUGAAAACAUGUGUGACUGUAUUGAUCCCAUACUUGAUCAUCUGCUUGGAAGACAUGCAGUUAAAAAGGGAAGAUGUACCAAGACUGAAGACAAAAAAUGUGAAUUCAACAAGAAUUUUCAUCUCAUCCUUCACACUAAUCUGGCUAACUCUCACUUGAAGCCAGAACUGCCUGUUCAGACCACCUUCAUUAAUUUCACUGUCACCAGGGACAGGCUGGAAGACCAGCUGUUACCUGAGGUUGUUAAUGCUGAAAGGCAAGACUCACAGAAAACAUAAGUCCUCAGCAAGAAACAGAACAGUUUCACCACUGAGCUCAGGCAGCUGGAGGAUGACAGGCUGCUCAGCCUGUCAGCUGCCCACGGCAGUAGUGACAGUGAACUUGUAAAGAAAAUCAAAUCAGCAAAGUCAACUGCAGCAGAAAUACAACACAAGGCAGUAACAAUUGAACUGUUUCUAACAACUUAA
Pseudopodoces humilis (Tibetan ground-tit) is the source of this 2496-nucleotide messenger RNA. Lineage: Eukaryota; Metazoa; Chordata; Aves; Passeriformes; Paridae. The record is from RefSeq and is a predicted model, not a curated record.